GAAAGAAGAGCGAAGUCAACAAUGAUGCCAAUUGCAGAUAAUCAGAUGCCUCAACCAGAACAGCAUCAAGUGGACUACAAACAAAAGUACAAGGCUCUGAAGAAAAAACUCAAAUUUCUUGUUUAUGAGCAAGAAUGUUUCCUUGAGGAAUUAAGGAAAGCACAGAGAAAAUUGUUAAAGAUAUCGAGAGACAGAAGCUUUCUGUUGGACCGCCUCUUGCAACACGAGAAAAUAGAUGAAUCUUCAGGCGAUUCUGAUGCUACUGCUUCAAGUGACAGUGAGGUAGAAAGUCAAAGUUCAAGAAAAAGGAAAGCUGGUCUUAGUCCAGGCCAGGGUGGAGACCCUUCAGCCAUUCUAGGAAGUCUUGGGACACCAGGAACGCCUUCUGGAGCAUCCAGUCUUCUUAUGGCAGCAGAGCCAGCAAAGAAAAAGUCAAAAUCAAGUGCUAAGAAGGCAGUGUUGUCUAAAGGAGGUAAAGUAUCUCAAGUUAAAGAGAAAGCAAGUCACAUGACCAGGGAGGAGCUUGAGCGCCACCUAGAAUCAAGACAGAAUGUGUUUGGCAUAGAAAAAGCCCCCAUGAUGUUACCAAUGGAAAUCUUCAGUAAUGACAACUCAAACCCAGACAGUGAGUCAGCACUAGAAAACCUGAAAGAAGAAGAAGAUUGUGAUUUAAUUGUGGAUUCUGGACAGUGAAUAGACAAGAACAUAGCACAUUGCUUUGGUAAUCUCUAUAUACAGGGACAGGUAAGGGGCCAGACUUGAUAAGUUUACUUUUGUCCAAGAAUUUCUCAAUGAACUACUGGAACCAAGUGGAUAAACCUUCACAAAUGUGAAUACCGAUGUGCAUUCGAACAUGUGGACCUAUUUGAUAUAAAUGCUAUAUCUGUUUGAAGGUGCUGGAUCAAAAGUAUCGUAUCUGAUGUUGUACACAGGAAAAUGAUAUUACAACUGAUUUACAUCAUCAACUUACAAUAUUUAAGGUAUAAUUUGUUAUGAAGUGAACGAACAGUCAUAAUAUAGAUGUACUCUCACUGACUGGGAAGAAAAGAUCUAAUUACAUUGUGUACCAGUAACAUCAUUGAUUCUGACUAUUUUUUACUGUAAAAAAACUGCCUUGUCAAGUAUGAGAUGUUGUUCUGAUCCUGAACUUACAUAUUAUAGGUUUCUGAUAUUAAUAACAUUUACAUUUACCAUUGACUCUGUUAUUUUAACAAAUGAAAUUUGAAAAAUUGUUUGAAAGUUGGAUGAACCCAUAGCCAAAGUCUAUUUCCUGUAAAUGUCUUGGCUUACUGAAGGGAGCAUUUAGUCAUUUUCAAAUAGCUGAAGUCAAGUUAUUGUUUUGUGUUCCCAUGUGGUAAAUGGUGAGUAGUAUGCAGGAAUAUCUAUAUGGUGUCUACCAUUUUAUGGUAAUUGGUGUGUGGUAUGGAAGGAUGGUGUAAAAAUGAUUUACAUGGUGUGUACCAAAUUGUGUGUGGUGUGGAGGGAUGGUGUAUAAUUUACAUGGUGUGUACCUACUUGUUGUGUGUGGUAUGGAGGGAUGGUGUAUAAUUUACAUGGUGUGUACCUUCUUGUUGUGUGUGGUAUGGAGGGAUGGUGUAAUGAUUAACAUGGUGUGUACCUACUUGUUGUGUGUGGUAUGGAGGGAUGGUGUAUAAUUUACAUGGUGUGUACCUACUUGUUGUGUGUGGUAUGGAGGGAUGGUGUAUACCUACUUUUGUGUGGUGUGGAGGGAUGGUGAAAUGAUUUACAUGGUGUGUACCUACUUGUUGUGUGUGGUAUGGAGGGAUGGUGUAUAAUUUACAUGGUGUGUACCUACUUGUUGUGUGUGGUAUGGAGGGAUGGUGUAUAAUUUACAUGGUGUGUACCUUCUUGUUGUGUGUGGUAUGGAGUGAUGGUGUAUACCUACUUGUGUGUGGUAUGGAGGGAUGGUGUAAUGAUUUACAUGGUGUGUACCUACUUGUUGUGUGUGGUAUGGAGGGAUGGUGUAUAAUUUACAUGGUGUGUACCUACUUGUUGUGUGUGGUAUGGAGGGAUGGUGUAUACCUACUUUUGUGUGGUGUGGAGGGAUGGUGAAAUGAUUUACAUGGUGUGUACCUACUUGUUGUGUGUGGUAUGGAGGGAUGGUGUAUACCUACUUGUGUGUGGUAUGGAGGGAUGGUGUAAUGAUUAACAUGGUGUGUACCUACUUGUUGUGUGUGGUAUGGAGGGAUGGUGUAUAAUUUACAUGGUGUGUACCUACUUGUUGUGUGUGGUAUGGAGGGAUGGUGUAAUGAUUAACAUGGUGUGUACCUACUUGUUGUGUGUGGUAUGGAGGGAUGGUGUAUAAUUUACAUGGUGUGUACCUACUUGUUGUGUGUGGUAUGGAGGGAUGGUGUAUACCUACUUUUGUGUGGUGUGGAGGGAUGGUGAAAUGAUUUACAUGGUGUGUACCUACUUGUUGUGUGUGGUAUGGAGGGAUGGUGUAUAAUUUACAUGGUGUGUACCUACUUGUUGUGUGUGGUAUGGAGGGAUGGUGUAUAAUUUACAUGGUGUGUACCUUCUUGUUGUGUGUGGUAUGGAGGGAUGGUGUAUACCUACUUUUGUGUGGUGUGGAGGGAUGGUGAAAUGAUUUACAUGGUGUGUACCUACUUGUUGUGUGUGGUAUGGAGGGAUGGUGUAUAAUUUACAUGGUGUGUACCUACUUGUUGUGUGUGGUAUGGAGGGAUGGUGUAUAAUUUACAUGGUGUGUACCUUCUUGUUGUGUGUGGUAUGGAGGGAUGGUGUAUACCUACUUGUGUGUGGUAUGGAGGGAUGGUGUAAUGAUUAACAUGGUGUGUACCUACUUGUUGUGUGUGGUAUGGAGGGAUGGUGUAUAAUUUACAUGGUGUGUACCUACUUGUUGUGUGGUAUGGAGGGAUGAUGUAAUGAUUAACAUGGUGUGUACCUAUGUGUUAAGUAUUCUGUAAGGUGUAAACAGAUCUAUGUAGAUAAUGAAUUGUGUCAAGUGCCGUGUUAUUAUGUUACCUGUUGUUCAACUUGUACGUACUCAUGUAAAUCAUUUACCAAUAAA
Messenger RNA from Ylistrum balloti, 3049 nucleotides. Its product is annotated as INO80 complex subunit E-like. The record is from RefSeq and is a predicted model, not a curated record. Gene Ontology annotation, biological process: chromatin remodeling. Gene Ontology annotation, cellular component: Ino80 complex; nucleus. NCBI's taxonomy places the organism in Eukaryota, Metazoa, Mollusca, Bivalvia, Pectinida, Pectinidae. The transcript is spliced from 8 exons. Bases 22 to 693 code for a protein of 223 amino acids.